This is a messenger RNA of Entrophospora candida, 246 nucleotides long. The record is from the annotation of a GenBank genome assembly. NCBI's taxonomy places the organism in Eukaryota, Fungi, Glomeromycota, Glomeromycetes, Entrophosporales, Entrophosporaceae.
AUGUCACAGCCGGGAAAAAGAAAAUACCUUUUGAGAGGCUCAUCAAAUAAAAAAUCCAAAAGUGUGCUGAGUGAAUCUACUAAAGUUAACACUAAUCAUAAUAUCACUACUAAGCCUACUACUUCAGUCCAAGAAAUUAUAAAUAAAAUUGGUCAAUCUAAUGGUAAUAGGAAAAACAACAUGUCUAAUGUCAGUGGUUCCUUGUCACCCAUUAAUGUAUGUGAUGACAUUGAACUUGGAGAAGUU